This is a messenger RNA of Phaeoacremonium minimum UCRPA7, 822 nucleotides long. Its product is annotated as putative spermidine synthase protein. Gene Ontology annotation, molecular function: spermidine synthase activity. Gene Ontology annotation, biological process: spermidine biosynthetic process. The record is from RefSeq and is a predicted model, not a curated record. The coding region runs from base 1 to 822 and encodes 273 amino acids. Gene Ontology annotation, cellular component: cytosol. NCBI's taxonomy places the organism in Eukaryota, Fungi, Ascomycota, Sordariomycetes, Togniniales, Togniniaceae. The transcript is spliced from 3 exons.
AUGUGGCCUGGCCAGGCCAUGACCCUCAAGGUGAAGAAGGUCCUUCACCAUGAGAAGAGCAAGUACCAGGAUGUCCUGAUCUUUGAAUCCACCGAUUAUGGCACUGUUCUCGUCCUGGACAACGUCAUCCAGUGCACUGAGCGUGAUGAGUUUUCUUACCAAGAGAUGAUCACUCACCUGGCUAUGAACUCUCACCCGGAUCCCAAGAAGGUCCUCGUCAUCGGUGGUGGCGACGGAGGUGUCCUCCGUGAAGUUGUCAAGCAUGAGUGUGUUGAGGAGGCUACCCUCUGCGACAUUGACGAGGCUGUCAUCCGCCUGUCCAAGCAAUACCUUCCUGGAAUGGCCGAGGGCUUCAAGCACCCCAAGGUGAAGGUGCAUGUUGGCGACGGCUUCAAGUUCCUAGACGACUACAAGAACACAUUCGAUGUUAUCAUCACCGACUCUUCCGACCCGGAGGGACCGGCCGAGAGCCUGUUCCAGAAGCCCUACUUCAAGCUUCUCCACGACGCCCUCAGAGAGGGUGGCGUCAUUACCACUCAAGGUUCCGAGAACCAAUGGCUGCACCUGCCUCUGAUCACCAAGCUGAAGAAGGACUGCAAGGAGAUCUUCCCCGUGGCCGAGUACGCUUACACCACCAUCCCGACGUAUCCCUCCGGCCAGAUUGGAUUCAUGGUCUGCACCAAGGAUGCCAACCGCAACUUGAAGGUCCCGGUCAGGUCCUGGACUCCCGAGGAGGAGGAGAAGCUGUGCAGAUACUACAACUCUGAGAUCCACAAGGCUAGCUUCAUUCUUCCGACUUUCGCUGCUAAGGCCUUGAAAUAG